GCUCUGCAACUCGGCGAGCCUAUCGCCUGCUGCAACGAAUCCCUCCAGCUUCUCUUUCUCUGCCGCCGUUCCCUUCGCCUCCUCUCGGCCAACCGCGCUUGUCUCCUCCUCCUCCUCCUCUCUUCCAUCUCCUCUCCCUUUCCUGGGAAAAAAAACUGCUUGCUCCCCAUAAAUAUCAGCAAGCCACACACACAGAAAGAGAGAGAGAGGUGAAUCCAAUUCAGUCGUCUCGGAACAAAUUCUUCUUCGUGGGGGGGCAAGAACCUGAUUUCCACUGCCCCUGACAAGGUUUUUGCCGCCGUGGACGGUAGGUUCUUGCUGUGGUCAUUUGGUGAGACAAUUGCGGGGUGAAAAGGAGCCGGAAAAAGCCGUAGAAAGACGGCAAUUUUUGUCCAUAGUCAGAGGCCUGAUUGUUCUGUUCUUAUCCCCGCGGGCGAGCGAUUUGACCAGCUUGCCGUCUCCGCAGCAGGCCAUCCAUCCACCGCCAUUCGCACAUCCGCCGCCUCGCCGCCUCUUCCUGUCCCGUCGCUUUGCUUUGUCAAGGAACAGCCGUAUCGUUGCCGUCGACCGCUCCAGGCCUCCAGCCACCUCAGGUUUAAGUCUGAGUUGCUUCCCUUAUUGCUGGGACAGUCAACCGCAGCGCAUUCAUGGAGGAUUGGAUGCUUCCCUCACCCAGCCCAAGAACACUGAUGCCAAGCUUCUUCAACGAAGAAUUCAGCUCUGCUCCCUUCUCCAACAUCUUCAGUGAUGAUAGAAGCAACAAACCCCUGGAUGAAAUCGAGAAGAGUAAAACUUUCAUUGGCUCGAGUGCUCAAGAAACCUCUCAAGAUACGAAAGACCAUCCACAGACUGAAUCAAACCUUUUCAGCGCAAAUCAGAAAUCAACCUCUCCAGGAGGUCUUGCAGAGAGGAUGGCCGCAAGAGCGGGUUUUGGUGUCCUGAAAAUUGACACGUCCCGUGUCAGUUCAUCUGGUGCACCAAUCCGGUCUCCGGUGACAAUUCCACCUGGUGUGAGCCCAAGGGAACUUCUUGAGUCACCGGUUUUCCUUCCAAAUGCCACUUCGCAACCUUCUCCUACCACUGGUAAAUUGCCAUUCCUGAUGCCUAAUAAUUUUAAAUCAACAAUGCCGUCCGUCCCCGAGAAGUCUGAAGAUCACUCACAUGAAGAUUCUGCGUUUUCCUUCCAGCCCAUUUUGAGGUCUAAACCAUCAACCUUAUGGACUGCAGAGAAGGGAUCAAGUGUUGUUCACCAAACCCAGUCCUUAACGAAGGAUAGUCAGGGGUUAAAUGUUCAUGCUAACCCAACUGCGACCAAGCAUGAAACUGAGGAAAAUCUAGUUAAACCUAAGACAUGUGAUUCCAUGUUUGAUGAACAGAGCGAGGAAAUCCAAAAUGGGGAAGAUUCUUCAGCUCCAGACACUGGCACCGCCGAUGAUGGAUAUUUUUUGAGGGUAAACAGGAGGGGCAUGCCCCUACUGGAUGAUGGAUAUAACUGGAGAAAAUAUGGAGAAAAGCAAGUGAAAAAAAGUGAACACCCAAGGAGCUACUACAAAUGCACUCACCCAAAAUGUCCUGUCAAGAAAAUGGUGGAGCGUUCUCUAGAAGGUCAUAUAACGGAGAUAGUCUACAGAGGUUCUCAUAGUCACCCACUGCCUCUUCCCAACAGCCGGCCAAGUGUCCCUUUGUCGCAUUUCAAUGAUUCAGAAGCUGAUGGUAACUUCAGUUCCAAGCCUGGGCCUGGCUAUGACUCGUCAACUUCACAGGGAAUUGCUCCAAAAGGUCAGUUCCAAGAUGUGCACAGCGGAGCUCUUGAAACAAAACUGUCUGGCUCUCUUACUACAACUGAGAUUGCUGACACGUCUGUUAUGGAGUCUAUGGAUGUCUCAUCAACACUCUCCUCCAAUGAGAAGGGUGAUAGGGCCAUGAAUGGUGCCGUUCCUUCAACCAAUGACAUGAACGAAGACGAGACUGAAUCUAAAAGAAGGAAAAUGGAGGUUUCUGUCGCUAGUAACACUGCCAACAUUGUCACUGAUAUGGCAGCUAUGGCAUCAAGGACUGCCCGGGAGCCUCGGAUUGUUGUGCAAACAACAAGUGAGGUCGACAUCCUUGACGAUGGCUACCGCUGGCGCAAGUAUGGACAGAAAGUUGUGAAAGGCAACCCAAACCCAAGGAGCUACUACAAAUGCACUUAUGCUGGCUGCUCAGUGCGCAAACAUGUGGAGAGGGCCUCAAAUGAUCUCAAGUCCGUGAUCACAACAUAUGAGGGGAGACACAACCAUGAAGUUCCAGCUGCCAGGAACAGCAAUGGGCAUCCGAGCUAUGGCUCCAGUGCUGCACCACAGGGUAGCAGUCUUCACCGGAGGCCAGAGCCUCCACAAUUCAGCAUGCCUCACGCUGCUGCCGCCGCUGCCUACGGUUCACUUUGUCUCCCACCACAACUCAAUGCAGCUUCAGGGGGUUUCUCCUUCGGAAUGCUCCCCCCUGCAAUGGCAAUGGCAAUUCCAGUACCAUCUCUGGGUAACUUCAUGCCAGCGCAGAUGCCUGGCCAUGGAUCACCAAUGCAGGGUUGUUCAGGCCUUAUGCUGCCGAGAGGUGAGGAGAAGGUGAACCCAGAGCAGCAGUCCAGAUUGCCGGUAGCGAAUGGGAAUGCGGCAGCAACUUACCAGCAGCUCAUGGGAAGGUGGCCUCAGGGUCAUCAGAUGUAAAUACUCCAGCAGGCACAAAGAUGAAACGAUAGGGUUUGUUUUUUGCUUGUGUACAUACACAAUGAAAUUAGGUUUCUUCUACCGUAGCUCCUUUGUUUGCUUUCAGGCUUUAGUAAGAUGAUUCUGAUAAUAGUGAGGGAGAGGGAAAGGGGAAGGGAUGAACUUGGGUGAUCAGGCUUUGCUGUUGUGUUCAUUGAAUUAUUCAGACUAAGGUCCUGGAGUAGUAACUAGCUUCA
Sorghum bicolor (sorghum) is the source of this 2941-nucleotide messenger RNA. Its product is annotated as probable WRKY transcription factor 3. NCBI's taxonomy places the organism in Eukaryota, Viridiplantae, Streptophyta, Magnoliopsida, Poales, Poaceae. Bases 648 to 2705 code for a protein of 685 amino acids. The record is from RefSeq and is a predicted model, not a curated record. Gene Ontology annotation, molecular function: DNA-binding transcription factor activity; sequence-specific DNA binding. The transcript is spliced from 6 exons. Gene Ontology annotation, biological process: regulation of DNA-templated transcription.